CUGUAGCUCGAUACUGAUAGUCUCAAAACCAUCGAUAGUAGAGGGUAGCAAAAUAUAAAAUAAAUAAAUAUUUCCAGACGAAACAGCGAAAAUGAUGCAGAUGAAAGAGUAUAAGGAGGUGCCUCAGGAUGUACCCCAGGACGAUACUGUGGUGCGACAGCCCACGUCUGCAGAUGCUGUCAGGAUACCAAGUGGACCUGAGAACUGGAUGUCAAUACCCGUGGGGAUGCCCAAUUGUCCUCAAGGACUCGAGUAUCUGACUGCACUGGAUCAAUUGCUGGUGUCGCAGAAAAUCGAAAAGCUGGAGCUCCUUACCGGCUUUGAGACGAAAAAUCGCUUCAAAAUUAAGAAUUCGCUGGGCCAGAAUGUUUAUUUCGCGUACGAGGAGAGCGAUUGCUGUACCCGAAAUUUGCUGGGCAGAUCGAGACCCUUCGAGAUGAAGAUACUGGACAAUUUCCAGAACGAGGUCCUGCACCUGAACCGUCCGUUCCGCUGCGAUGUGCUUUGCUGCUUCCCCGACUGCUUGAACGCUGUGGAGGUGUCGGCGCCACCGGGACAGGUUAUUGGAACAGUGGAGCAGGUCUGCACAUUCCUACGACCGAAAUUCAACAUCAAGAACUCGUUUGGCGAUACUGUUUUGCACAUCGAGGGCCCCAUCUGCCCCUGCAAAUGUUUCAGUGAUACCAAUUUCAAGGUAUUGAGCGCCAAUAACGAGGAGAUCGGCAAGAUAAGCAAACAGUGGUCGGGCCUGGGCAGAGAGCUGUUCACCGAUGCGGACUACUUUAGCGUCACGUUCCCCCUGAAUCUGGAUGUCCGGAUGAAGGCCCUCAUAUUCGCAGCACUCUUUUUGAUUGAUGUGGUCUACUACGAGCAAUAAGCCUGAUGCUUCGAUUAUCACACACACACGCACACACACCCGCACACAUUAUAUUUGCCGACUGCUUAGUGGUUAGACGUGUUGCAUCGUCAUAGCAUUUAGGGUUUUUUUAUUUACACUACUUAAUCGCAAACCAACUGAAUUUUCUGGGAAUGUGAACAGUGCAACUCUUUGAUCAACUUGGAAUCUCCCCCGUGAAUCAACACCGGAAGUGAUUGGAAUCUCCCCUCCUCUGGAAUGGAAUAUGUAUAUUUUCGCGCACAAUGUUUAAUUGAAAUGCCGAUGACAUUGGCAUUUAAAACGCACAAAAUCUGUAGCACAAAAACAAACAACACACGAACAAAAACGAGAACGAGUGCCUUAUGACGUCCUAGUUGUUCCCCUCCAUGGUUGCCCCUAUUUAUAUAUAACUCGACAUGGCUUUGUUCUAACCAAAGGUCGGAUCGGAGCAAAGCAGGAAUACUUAAUAACAGAAACAAUUGCGUACCUAACUAAAUGGUUAAUCUACUUGUAAUCUGACACACAACACGAAUAUUAACGAAUAUUUUUAUAUGAAUCUAAUGGAAAAUUGAAUUGUUAA
Messenger RNA from Drosophila obscura, 1457 nucleotides. Its product is annotated as phospholipid scramblase 1. Gene Ontology annotation, biological process: plasma membrane phospholipid scrambling. Gene Ontology annotation, cellular component: plasma membrane. NCBI's taxonomy places the organism in Eukaryota, Metazoa, Arthropoda, Insecta, Diptera, Drosophilidae. Gene Ontology annotation, molecular function: phospholipid scramblase activity. Bases 92 to 877 code for a protein of 261 amino acids. The record is from RefSeq and is a predicted model, not a curated record. The transcript has 4 exons.